AUGGUUAUUGUGCACGUUGAUGAAAAGGAUUUUGGUUUAUCGAGGGAAACGAUGUUAAGCACCGCGAAGCCGUUGGGAGGCAGUAUCAUUGCUGAUCAGUUCGCGCAGUCGCCAACGCUAAGCAAGGGCGUUGUUUCGUUGAUGACUGGCGAGGUUGAUGAAGCAUUAUCGGAAGAAGGCGAGGGAAAUGGGGAAAGCAGUGAAGACAAAGACGGUUCCGGGAGCUCCUCAUCGGCUGUCGCAGAAGGAGGUGUUAAGCGAAAAUACGAAGAAUGUGAUGAGGCGCAGAGCAAGAAGCGAUUGUUGGAGGGUGAAAAUGAAGGGGAUAAGUCAUCCCCGUCGUCCUCGUCGCCAUCGCCGUCGAACAGUGCAGAAUCGAAAUCAAGCGACGAAGAUGACGAUAUGGCUGCUGCUGUAGAACGCCAGUUUUUCGCGUUGUAG
This is a messenger RNA of Gongylonema pulchrum, 441 nucleotides long. NCBI's taxonomy places the organism in Eukaryota, Metazoa, Nematoda, Chromadorea, Rhabditida, Gongylonematidae. The record is from the annotation of a GenBank genome assembly.